Achroia grisella is the source of this 935-nucleotide messenger RNA. RefSeq names its product CCAAT/enhancer-binding protein gamma (gene Irbp18). Lineage: Eukaryota; Metazoa; Arthropoda; Insecta; Lepidoptera; Pyralidae. Gene Ontology annotation, molecular function: DNA-binding transcription factor activity, RNA polymerase II-specific; RNA polymerase II cis-regulatory region sequence-specific DNA binding. Gene Ontology annotation, biological process: DNA-templated transcription; regulation of transcription by RNA polymerase II. The transcript is spliced from 3 exons. The coding region runs from base 215 to 574 and encodes 119 amino acids. The record is from RefSeq and is a predicted model, not a curated record.
GUGAUGCUAUAAGUAUCUGUAUGUAGUUUGUGGUUCUGUGGUAGUUUAUUACAAAACAAAUUUAUGUCACAUAUUACAUCGAAAUAAAGAUACAGUAUUUACUUGCAAUUAUGGUGAAAUGUCUGUCAUAAAGUGGUCAGCCGCUCGCAUUUAACGGCUAGCGCUCAGCAACGCAACUUGUGUGCUUAUAAAAAAGUGAAGUAAAAGCAAUUUGAUGAUAUUAAAAGAAUAUAUUGAUAUGGCUCCAAAGCGCGGGAAACGAGUGAGUGAUGGCAGUGAUGACGACGAGGACUACAGGAAACGGAGAGACAGAAACAAUGAGGCGGUGAAGAAAAGCAGAUUUAAGUCAAAGCAGCGCACCCAAGAGACAUUCUCACGAGUAAGCAAACUGAAAGAGGAAAAUAAAGUUUUGGAAGAAAAAGUGAAAACAUUAACAAAAGAGUUGCAAUUUCUAAAAGAAUUGUUCCUGGCACAUGCAUCUAAUACACAAAAUUCUAAAUUCGAAGGUAUCGACUUGGAGAAGCUUCUAGAAGAUGUCCCAGAUAGCAAAGAAGAGAAGAGUAGUAAAAAGUGAAGUUUAGUUUUACAUGGACUUAUGGUUUACUGAGUAGAGUAUAAGUAGUUGGAUUAGGACAAUAAUAAUAAGAUAACUUAGGUUGUAUUCAAUACUGGAUACAUUUUCUACAUGUUCUUAAUUAGCUUAACAACAAUCUGCACAUUUUGCCAAACAGAAGAGCAAAUGACACAUCCUAUGUGGUUGUACCCUACUCAUGCUUAAACGAAAUAUCUCCUUUGGAAAGUACACACUAUCCUGAGUAGAUAAAAACGCGGCCCAGACAUGUCUGGGUAGCGAACUUUGAAAAAGGGCUAGAACAAUAGAUCUAUGCGGAUCGCAGUGUACAGGUCUUACUUAGCAACUAACAAUAGUCCAAAAA